Eurytemora carolleeae is the source of this 1682-nucleotide messenger RNA. RefSeq names its product homeobox protein TGIF1. The transcript has 3 exons. NCBI's taxonomy places the organism in Eukaryota, Metazoa, Arthropoda, Copepoda, Calanoida, Temoridae. Gene Ontology annotation, molecular function: RNA polymerase II cis-regulatory region sequence-specific DNA binding; DNA-binding transcription factor activity, RNA polymerase II-specific. Gene Ontology annotation, biological process: regulation of transcription by RNA polymerase II. Bases 483 to 1370 code for a protein of 295 amino acids. The record is from RefSeq and is a predicted model, not a curated record.
GACUGUUUAACUGAAGGAUCUAGUUCUACCCCAGAGCGUCAUUGGUGCGUAUUGACGUAAGCUAGGAUUGGUUGACAAAGAAACUUGAAGUCAUCGUCCCUCUCCAGUGCUAGUUAUGAGACAAGAUUAUGAGGUAAACUCCUGACUAUCCAGGACUGGUUUGUAAUCACUAUGCUGAGCUGGAGUGGGAAAGGUAGGUUCGUGGAUGUUUGUCUCUAAGCUAGUUGACAGUUUGGGUUCCAGAUCGUCCUCUCUCUCUCUCUCUCUCUCUCUCUCUCUCUCUCUCUGUGCUCCGCGUAUAUCGAUAUAAACACAGAGCGGCGGAUUUCAAGCCCGGGUUCACCAUUUACGCCGUACCGGUUCGACAACACGGCCCUCACCGGGCUAAAGUACAGUCGUGUGGAGACCUUACGCAUUGCAACACACGGAAGGGAGACUCAGCGUCAAAACAUAACAUUAAAAAUAUUGGAACAAGUUGUAAGAUGAUCGUAGAACCGUAUGCGAGCUCCUCCGCGGAUGAAAACUCUAGCAGUGAAGAAACCAACCGAAGAAUCCGUCCGACAAUGCAGAGGAAGAAGAGAGGAAACCUAUCUAAAGAAGCAAUACUUGUAUUAAGAAGGUGGCUCUAUGAUCACAGAUACAAUGCAUAUCCCAGCGAUGCCGAGAAGAUCGCCCUGGCCAGGGACGCGGGUUUGACCGUUCUCCAGGUCUGUAAUUGGUUCAUUAAUGCUCGGAGAAGAAUCCUACCAGACUUGAUCCGUAAAGAAGGAAACGACCCACAAAGAUUUACAAUAAGUCGACGAGGUUCCAAACUAAAAUCUUGUCAGACAGGAAUGACUGAGACAAGUAAGGUUGUGAGGAACGGUUGGGAUAUCGGAGGAGGAGAUCAUCAAUAUGUUGAAUCUAUAACAAUGUACAAGGCUGAGGACGAAUCAUCUGACGAAGAAAUGGAUUUCUCUGUGAGCAGAACCCCUGGAAACAACAAGCAAAGAUAUCAGAGUGGAGAGUCAGGAGUAUUUUCAUCUUCAGACAGCAGCCAGAUAUCAUAUAGCUGUGGGAUAAACCCUGAGAAACCUCAUUCCUCUUGUUCUUCUCCUUCUCACUUCUCUCAGAGAACAGAUCCACCAUCUCCUUCUUUGCCUUCUUCUCCUUGCUCGAGGCUCAGUCAAGGUUCUCCUCCACCCUCUCCUGAAAUAUCCUGCGACGAACCUAUAGAUAUGUCGACCAAAGGAUUAUAUUUUCAGUCCUUCUCUGGGUCUCCCGCUACACACAGGGAGCAGUUCCGGAGUUUAUACCUUCUAGUAGAUGCAGCUCUUGGAGAAGUGGAUCAUCGAGAACCAUCAUCCUUUAAGACUGCUUACAUUAAGUGAUUAAUCACACAUAUCUUUAUCCAGUUCUAUUCCUUCUGAAAUGUUAGUCAUGAUCAUCAUGGUGAAAAGAUCAUGUAUUUUUGGUGAAAUUUAUAGAGAUUAAUUUACUGUAUGUCCAUGUAUUUUGACAAAUAUUAUAUAAAUGUGUAUUCUAAUAUAUAAAUGCUUUAUCGUGGAGAAAUCCACUUCUAUCCACACCUCGCUCAGUUUCUAGUUUUAUAUUUACACUUGUAAUAAAUUGCUCCUACCUCGUAAAAGACAAAUUGUUCAUUAUUAAACCGAUUUUGUACAAUAAACUACAACAUAUUCUUA